This is a messenger RNA of Mycena citricolor, 4175 nucleotides long. The record is from the annotation of a GenBank genome assembly. NCBI's taxonomy places the organism in Eukaryota, Fungi, Basidiomycota, Agaricomycetes, Agaricales, Mycenaceae.
UCCCACCGGCAGUUAGUCCUACCCGAAUCACCGGCAGCGCUUCCAUCCCUCGUGUCUUGUAUGGUGUUUUGUUGGUACCUACCUGCCGUCGACAACUAUCAAGGGGCACCAGUCUAGUCGCUGUCGAGAUUGUCAGUCGGAACUGCUCGUUUCCUGUCCAUAUGCAAGUUCCGGCGCCGGCCUCUGCCCAUCUCCCAUCCCAUGUGGAUUCUCAUAUAAAUGCGCGACAAUCACACCCCGUUAUUUCACCUACACUUACCCAACCAUGCCGCGCGUUGAUCCUUGGGUAGACGGUGCCUUCCGUAGAUGGGAGGAUCAGGAGUUCUAUAAGGCAGGCACGCCCUCCGCGAAGAUUAUCCCUGCUACCGGCACUGCAGACUGGGUUGGUCCCAUCGUCGUAGCAGCGGAGACAAUGCUCUUUGUUGUCGGACCGGAAGGCAUCGUGCUUUCAGCUAUUCUAGGACUGGCCUUUGCCGCCUUGCAACCGUCAAAAUUGAGUCGGUACAACCAAAACACCCGUGAAAAUAUUCUAGCUGCGGUCCAAGAUGGCUUGCGGAGUGGUGAUAUCAAAAAAGCUAUCAAUGAUCUGCGAGAUUUCCAGGAGGAUUUGAAGACGCUGCAGGCUAUGACGAACACCAUGUCCAGCGACGAUUUUCGUGCUCUUGAUACCACACUGGACAACUUGUCGAGAUCGACUCAGUCAGGUGGUUCCCUCCAACACGCAUUCGACACCCUCCGUGACGGGGUCCAGCUUGACGGGCAUGACCAUGGCAAUGAGCUCCAAUGGCUCGUCGCUGCCGUCCUCUGCAUCUUCCAGGCUUACUGGAUUCGUUGCACUGCUUACGCUCACAUGGCUCGCUAUCAUCGUCGCCAGAACAACUUUCACGAAUACAACGCUCGCCUCGGCGCACUGCGCAUCGCCUACGAAGGAUGUCAAGCCCAUCUUCCGGAUCUGCUCAAACAGACCGAGGGCCACAUCCACUGGGCCAGACAGGAUCGUAUCAACAGCAUCUCUAUCGAGUUCGACCAUUUUGAUACCGCUUGGUACGAUCGAGCUUUUGGCUCUGCUGACAAGGAGAGUGUUCGCGAGAGGGUAUUUAUCAAAGAUAACAAGACGGGGCAACGAUUAGAGGUGGCUGGCCUGGUGGGUAGGUCGGGUGGCAGGGAUUACUCGGACGGAAUGGGAAAUAAGAGUGACGACAAUGACCGAGAGCUGGGGGAGUUUGGGAAUCUCAAUAAACCGGACUAUAUCAAGCAUCUAGGGACCCGGUUGGACAGGGACAUCCAGCCUGCUCGCAGCGCUUGGAACAAACUCCAAGGACUGUUCAGUGACUUCAUCACGCAAAACAAGCCUGCCACUCCUCAAUUUCCACCUGUGCGCGUUGGAAAAGUCCGCAUGGGUAUAAAAGGCAGGGUUCCCGUGGGCUCCCACCUGUCCUAUCGAGUGAUCAUCGUCAACGACAAAGGGGUGCCCAUCACAGGAUCGAGUCCAUGGUCAGCUUGGUUCAAGAUUACUUCCGAUCAAACGGAGGUCGCACAGUUCCUCAUCGGCGACGGAUACGCCAUGACCGACACCCAUCGUCAGAUCUGGAUGCGCGUCCGGCCACCCUCUAUGCCGCUUUUUCAACUUGAUAACGAGCAGGGUGCAUUGGUUGAUACAAUCUAUGGACACGGAUUGAUUCUUUGGCCGGAGACGAGCGAUGAGGGAGCUAUUUAAACAUGUAUGAGCCUACAAACACAAGCUUUUACUAAAUCUUUGGCUGGGUAUCAUCUGCAUUGUGACGUGGUGGUACUUGCUUCGCUAUCUGGACCACUCACAGACAGCCCUUGUACAGAGAAGAGAAAAGAAAGUAUGAUUGCAUUAUAUCUAAAGAUGACCAGCUACUGCAUGCGACCCAAAACCCGAGGCUGGUUGACAUCAGCCAUGUUAAUGAAGAUAUCAUCGGCUGGGUGACGGUACAACGGCUCGCGGAGGCGUUUCUGAUCGAGAUGGUGGCCGAUGAAUCCAAUGCUGCGACCCAGCACGAACAAGCCAUUGAGCGUGCCAAUCCUGACAUACUCAUCCGCCUCCUCGGGUGUGAACGCACCCGAGUCCCGAAGAAGAUCGACAAAGCAAACGGCGAUGCAUCCAUCGACGUUCAGGAUGAGCGUGUCCUUCUUGGCUGUGGUGACCUUCUCGACGGCGAGCGCGUAGUCGAGCAGGCUGUGGGCAGGGAAGUUCUUGCGCACAAACUCCUUCACGAGCUCGACACGGAGGUCUGGGUUGUUGACACUCUUGAUCUUGUGUCCGAUGCCGGAGAUGAGCUUGUUGGCCUUGCGCGAGUUGUCGACGAACUCGCGGGGAGUAAGACCCGUAUCCCGUGCCUGCGAGAACAUCGAUGCCGCUUCGUCGAGCGCACCGCCAAAUCGGGAGCCGAUGGUCAACAGACCCGAAGCGAGCGAAGAGAUCAGGUCUUUGCCGGCACGAGUCGCGACGAUGGUGUUCAUCGCACCAGACACGGCAGGACCGUGGUCGGCAGUGAGCAUGAGCACCAUCUCGAUGAACUUGGUCGCCCAAGGAGGAAGGCCUGGAGCGUAUUGAGUAUCGGUCAACAGCAGAAGAAACAAAAUGACGCACGGCGCUUGAACCACAGCAGCGACACAACACCACCCAGUCCAAUAUCUUCCUUGAAGACAUCCGAGAUACGCAUACCAGCGUACAGCAGCUCUUGUCCACGCUCGUCACUGAUGGUCGAGAUGAAUGCAGCGGGCUUUCGGAUCAGUCCGAGCUCGGAGGCCCACUUGUAAUCCAUCGGGAUGACUGGUGGAUCUGGCUCGCUCUUCUCCGAGAUGACGCCCCGGGAAACGAGACUCUGGUACGUCUCUCUCAAAACGCGCGGAAGCUCUUCGAAGGUCUCCGGGACAACGAAACCAGCAGCCCGCAUCGCCUUGUUCUUCGCAUCGGCCGUCUCCAUCUCUGAGUCGGCCAUCGAGCCAGCGUGACCGAACUGGACCUCAGUGUCAAACAUCUUCGCGCAGGUUCCAAUGGCCCAUGCGACGAUCGGCUUGGUGAUACGUCCACUCUUAACCGCCUCGAUCACACGGUACUCCUCGACACCACCGACCUCACCCAGCAAAACGAGCAUCUUGCAGUUCGGGUCAGCCUCAUAGCGCAACAGAUGGUCGAUGAAGGUCGAUCCCGGGUAACGAUCGCCACCGAUGGCGAUACCCUCGUAUGUUCCGUCGGUCACCAGCGACAGGAUGUUGUUCAGCUCGUUCGACAUGCCUCCAGACUUGGACACAUAACCGACUGAUCCGGCGCGGUACAGCUUAGAUGCGAUGAUGUUAUCCAUCAUUCCGCCAGAGUUUCCGAUACGGAAGCAGCCAGGUUUGAUUCCACCGACAGUGGCGGGGCCAAUGAUCAACACACCACGCUCGUGCGCCAGCCAGAGCAGCUCGCGAGCAUGACGCUCAGGGACACCCUCAGCGAUCAACGCAAUGCUGCGGAUCUGGGUGUACUUCAGGAUGUCCACCGUGCUCGAAUACACAGACCGCGACGAGGCAAAGUUGACGACCACAUCGACGUCGGGGUGCUUCUUGACGGCCUCGGCGACCGAAGUGUAGACGGGCAAUAGUGUCUCCUUGGUGCCCCAAUAGAACUUCUGCAUGUGGUGUCCACCGAAGGGAUACACCAUUGCCGCGACACUCGGGUUCUUGCGACCGCAAGAAAAGUCGAAGUCGAGCAUGCCCUGGAUCGCCCGGGGCUGGAGACCGUACACAAAGCUACGCGUCAUCUCAUCGAAAGGCCGGUAAGUCGGUCGAGAACCGGCAACUUCCUCCGUGGUGAAGCGCACGAUCUGGUCGUCAGGCUGCGUGCGAGAGCCAGACGGAUGAAUUUCUCCGACGGCAGGCGAGCUGCUCUUUGGAGGAACCGUUUCGACAGAAACGGCGGUCGGAGUCGUCGUUCCCGUGCUGGGCACAGUGUUGGGCUUGUUCUCGAGGUCAACGCCCAGGGCGAUGGGCACAAUAUCGGUGAUGUGAGUGUCAGGCCCAUACACCUUGAUGGGCACACCCAAGCUCUCUCCGAGGAGGCUGCACAGGAGUGAGAACUCGACACAGAGAUGAAAAGGCACACUGACCGCAUAGCACGGAGACCUUCCUGGUAGUUGGGACCGCCACGACGAACAUAGAUCUUG